Drosophila gunungcola (fruit fly) is the source of this 2777-nucleotide messenger RNA. It is a transcript of the gene l(2)37Cb, whose product is annotated as pre-mRNA-splicing factor ATP-dependent RNA helicase DHX16. NCBI's taxonomy places the organism in Eukaryota, Metazoa, Arthropoda, Insecta, Diptera, Drosophilidae. The transcript is spliced from 4 exons. Gene Ontology annotation, cellular component: intracellular anatomical structure; catalytic step 2 spliceosome. Gene Ontology annotation, molecular function: RNA binding; ATP binding. The record is from RefSeq and is a predicted model, not a curated record. Bases 59 to 2743 code for a protein of 894 amino acids.
GGUCACUUCUUCUUCUGCAUUGUUUUGAUUUUGCAUUUUCGGUUGUUUAUUAGUAAAAAUGUCGGGUAAAAACAGGAAACGAACGGCCAGCAGCAGCAGCAGUGCCGAGGAGCCGGACAGCGAGGAGGAGUCGCGCCUGAAGGAUCUGCAGGAGCGCGAUGAGUUCGCCAACCGAUUAAAACAGCGGGAUGAGGAUCGCACGCGCAAGGUGGUGGACUCCACUGGCGGGCGCAAGGCCAUCGAGGAGGCCACCAAGCGCCUCAAGCUGGAGCACGAGGAUCGGGAUAAAAUUGUGCCCCAUUUGCGUCUCCAGUCGCGUCGCCAGUACCUGGAGAAGCGCAAGGACGACAAGGUGGCCGAGCUGGAGGCAGACAUCCUGGACGAUGAAUAUCUCUUUGAUGAGAGCGUCCUAACCAAACGGGAGAAGGAGGAGCGCCAGUACAAGAAGCAACUGUUGAACAUUGCCAAGGAGCACGAGAAGGCGCGGGAAUUGGAGCGCGUACAGCGGUAUCAUAUGCCACAUGAUUUGAAAAAGGGCGAGCAAUCUGAGUACGUUGAGGUGGAUGACUUCGAGAGGCAACCCAAUUCGGAGCAAAAGAAGUGGGAGGCCGAGCAGUUGGCUUCGGCGCGUUUUCAGUUCGGUGCCAAGGAUGCCAAGGCGCAGGAGGAGUACGAGCUGCUCCUAGAUGAUCAAAUUGACUUUAUUCAAGCAUUAACCCUAGACGGAAGUCGCGAAAAAUCCUCUAGCCGCCAGCCGGAACUUACUGAGAAGGAACGCAAACGUUUGACAUUGGAUGAAACCAAACGAUCCCUUCCCGUUUAUCCCUUUAAAGACGAUUUAAUAGCUGCUGUAAAGGAACAUCAAGUGCUUAUUAUCGAGGGUGAAACGGGCUCGGGCAAAACUACCCAGGUGCCGCAGUAUCUUGUCGAAGCUGGUUUUACCAAGGACAAGAAGAUGAUCGGAUGCACCCAACCACGUCGAGUGGCCGCCAUGUCCGUGGCGGCGCGUGUGGCCGAGGAAAUGGGCGUGAAGCUGGGCAACGAGGUGGGCUACAGCAUCCGUUUCGAGGACUGCACUUCGGAUCGCACCAUUCUCAAAUACAUGACGGAUGGCACACUGCAUCGAGAGUUCCUGUCGGAACCGGAUCUCGCCUCCUACAGUGUAAUGAUUAUCGAUGAGGCUCACGAGCGGACACUUCACACGGAUAUUUUGUUUGGCUUGGUCAAGGAUAUUGCUCGUUUUAGGCCUGAGCUGAAGCUCCUCAUCUCCAGUGCCACUCUGGAUGCGGAUAAGUUCUCCGCUUUCUUCGAUGAUGCCCCCAUCUUUCGGAUACCCGGUCGCCGCUAUCCAGUGGAUAUAUUUUACACCAAAGCCCCAGAAGCGGACUACAUCGAUGCUUGUUGCGUUUCAGUUCUGCAGAUCCAUGCCACCCAGCCUUUGGGCGAUAUUUUAGUGUUCCUUACGGGUCAGGAUGAGAUCGAAACCUGCCAGGAGGUUCUGCAGGAUCGAGUCAAGCGGUUGGGCUCCAAAAUCCGAGAGCUUAUCGUUAUACCCGUCUAUGCGAAUCUGCCGAGUGAUAUGCAGGCCAAAAUCUUUGAGCCCACUCCUCCGAAUGCCCGAAAAGUGAUUCUGGCCACCAAUAUAGCAGAAACCUCGCUGACCAUCGAUAAUAUCAUAUAUGUAAUUGAUCCAGGGUUUGCCAAGCAAAAUAAUUUCAAUUCCCGCACUGGCAUGGAGUCGCUGAUGGUGGUGCCCAUUUCGAAGGCUUCGGCAAAUCAGCGAGCGGGCAGAGCCGGACGCACUGCACCGGGAAAGUGCUUUCGACUGUACACGGCAUGGGCAUACAAGCACGAACUGGAGGAUAACACGGUUCCGGAGAUACAACGCAUCAAUUUGGGCAACGCGGUGCUUAUGCUUAAGGCUCUGGGUAUCAACGAUCUGAUACACUUUGACUUCUUGGAUCCACCGCCGCACGAGACGUUAGUGUUGGCCCUUGAACAGUUGUACGCCCUGGGCGCACUGAACCACCACGGGGAGCUGACCAAGCUGGGACGACGAAUGGCCGAGUUUCCAGUUGAUCCCAUGAUGGGAAAGAUGCUGCUUGCCAGCGAAAAAUACAAAUGUUCGGAGGAGAUGGUGACCAUUGCAGCCAUGCUGUCCGUGAACAGCGCCAUCUUCUACAGACCCAAGGACAAAAUUAUCCACGCUGACACGGCCCGAAAGAACUUCAAUCACAUGCACGGCGAUCAUUUGAGUCUGCUGCAGGUGUACAAUCAAUGGGCGGAGACGGAUUACAGCACCCAGUGGUGCUACGAGAACUUCAUCCAGUACAGGUCAAUGAAAAGGGCUCGCGAUGUGCGAGAGCAGCUGGUUGGACUCAUGCAGCGGGUUGAAAUCGAUAUGGUUAGCUGCCUGCCAGAGACUGUAAACGUUCGCAAGGCAGCCACCGCCGGAUACUUCUAUCAUGUGGCGCGUCUUUCCAAGGGCGGUCACUACAAGACCAUCAAGCACAACCAGACGGUGAUGAUACACCCGAACUCCUCGCUUUUUGAGGAGCUUCCGCGGUGGGUGCUCUACCACGAACUGGUCUUCACCUCCAAGGAGUACAUGCGACAGGUCAUCGAAAUCGAAAGUAAGUGGUUGCUGGAGGUGGCGCCGCACUAUUACAAGGCUAAGGAGCUGGAGGAUUCAACGAAUAAGAAGAUGCCAAAGGGCGCAGGGCGGGCUGAAAUGACGCAAUAAAUUGGGAUUGUCCAGGGGUGCCAAUUAAAAAGCA